UGGUACGACGAGGAGGCCCGGGAGCGCCAGGCGGCCCAGUGCCCUCAGCACCCCGGGGAGGCGCUGCGCUUCCUGUGCCAGCCCUGCUCCCAGCUGCUGUGCCGAGAGUGCCGCCUGGACCCCCAUCUGGACCACCCCUGCCUGCCCCUGGCCGAGGCCGUGCGUGCCCGGAAGCCGGGCCUGGAGGAGCUGCUGGCGGGCGUGGACAGCAACCUGGUGGAGCUGGAGGCAGCCCGGAGGGCCGAGAAGGAGGCCUUGGCGCAGCUGCGGGAACAGGCGGCCCGGGUGGGGACGCAGGUGGAGGAGGCGGCCGAGAGGGUGCUCCGAGCCCUCCUGGCCCAGAAGCAGGAGGU
Messenger RNA from Carlito syrichta (Philippine tarsier), 353 nucleotides. RefSeq names its product E3 ubiquitin-protein ligase TRIM56-like. The record is from RefSeq and is a predicted model, not a curated record. Gene Ontology annotation, biological process: innate immune response; positive regulation of DNA-templated transcription. Lineage: Eukaryota; Metazoa; Chordata; Mammalia; Primates; Tarsiidae. The transcript has a single exon. The annotation marks the transcript as partial. Gene Ontology annotation, cellular component: chromatin; nucleoplasm. Gene Ontology annotation, molecular function: zinc ion binding; ubiquitin-protein transferase activity.